This is a messenger RNA of Oncorhynchus mykiss (rainbow trout), 2971 nucleotides long. Lineage: Eukaryota; Metazoa; Chordata; Actinopteri; Salmoniformes; Salmonidae. The record is from RefSeq and is a predicted model, not a curated record.
AGGCGCAGUUCAGAUUAAUAAUGCAUUGUGGGAUUGGACGCUAUUGACAUAGCGACAGGAGAGCUGGUAGAGAAACAGUCUUUUUCCUAUUUUUUUAUCAAUAGUUUUGGGGAAAUUAUCAUUCCAACAACUGCUAUGAACGCGUCAAUGGCCAAAAAGACCCAAGACACUUUGGGGAAAGUGAUAAAGAAACCGCCGCUUACUGAAAAACUGCUCACCAAACCGCCGUUUCGAUACCUGCACGACAUAUUCAGUGAGGUGAUCCGGACCACUGGCUUCAUGAAGGGACUCUAUGUAGAGUCAGAGAUGAAGUCAGACAAUGUGAAGGAUAAGGAUGCUAAGAUGGCGUUCCUGCAGAAGGCCAUGGACGUGGUAAUGCUGGUGAGCGGCGAGCCCCUGUCGGCCAAGCCGGCACGCAUCGUAGCCGGCCACGAGCCCGAGAAGACCAAUGAGCUGCUGCAGGCUAUAGCCAAGUGCUGCCUCAACAAGCUGUCCAGUGAGGAGGCAGUGAAGCGGGUGCUGGCGGGGGACAAGCUGGACCCCAAAGGGAAGGCCAGCACCUCCCGUUCCCAGGAUAAGGAGAACCGGGAGGGACGAGAGCGCCACAGAGACCGAGAGGAGAGGAAGGAGAUACGAGAGCACAGCGUCGGUGGAGGCCGGGAGAAGAAGGACCCGGACCAGCCCAAAGAGCAGGAGGACAGGCGAGGCAACAAGGAGAAGGAGCCCCACCCCAAGGGAGAGCGGUCGGAGAAGGCCCGCGAACGAGACCGGACCAAAGACCGCGACAAGGACAAGAGCCGGGACCGAGAGAGGGACAAAGACAAGAGAAGAGAGAAAGACGGGGAACGAGACAAGGAGAGGGAGAAGGACAGAGGCGGAGAGAAGAGCAAAGACAAGGAGACACACAGAGCGAGAGACCGAAAUAGGGAGGAAGAUGGAGACAGGGAUAAACGGCGAGAGAAGGGAGAAAGGGAGAAGGCGAGAGAGACCAGACACAAACAGGGGGAGGAGAAGACCAAAGUGCCAGAGAAAGGGGACAAAAAGGCCAGAGCGUCAGAGGAGUCAAAACACCGACCACAUCCAGAGGAGCCCAGUAAAACGACCAAACCUGAACCAGCGGCCGCAGAAGUCACAGACAAGCAGUCUGACAGUCCAGCCAGAAUACCCCGGCCUUCAUCUGCUAAGGGGCAGAGGCGCAUGCCCAAAGCAGGAGCCCAACAAGAGUCUGACGGUGAAGGAGAUGGAGACACUCCGUUGGCAGAGAGGCCGGUCCCCCUGGAGAACGGCGAUGCCACAGACGCAGUGCCAGCCCACAUGGCCCACAGCAACCGAAGGAUACCUCGGCCCAACAGCGCACGGCCCGCCCCUCCUCGGUUCAAGAGGCAGGAGAGCUAUGCUGACGUGACCCCGGCCGAACGGCUGACCAGUGCCAAGCCCCCGGCGGCUGUCAUAAUGGAGGGGAAGAAGCUCUCUGAGGAUGAAGAGGAGGAUGAAGAUGAGCAGUUUGUGGUUCAGGAGGCUGCUCCUCCUCCCCCCGACAUGCCCGACAUGGAGAUGGAUCCUUCAGUGGGACUUCAAGGCGAUGAGAAGCAUGGUGGGCUGGUGAAAAAAAUCCUUGAAACCAAGAAAGACUUUGAAACAUCACCAUCAUCUCCAAAGUCCAAAGACCAGACACAAAGCCUGGUGUCGGAGGCGGCCAGGAAGAAGGAGAGGGAGCUGGUGUCCAGGGAGAUCGAACGGCUGCGUUCGUCCAUCCAGACGGUGUGCCGCAGCGCCCUUCCCCUGGGCAAGAUCAUGGACUAUAUCCAGGAGGACAUGGACGCCAUGCAGAACGAGCUGCACACCUGGAGGAGGGAGAACAAGGAGCAUGCGCAGGCCCUGCUGCAGGAACAGAGAGUGACGGACAACGCCGUGGAGCCUCUGAAGGCCGAGCUAGCCGAGCUGGAGCAGCUAAUCAAGGAGCAGCAGGACAAGAUCUGCGCUGUCAAGUCCAACGUCCUGAAGAACGAGGAUAAGAUCCAGAAGAUGGUGACCAGCAUCAACUUCUCCUCGCGAACAUGAGGAGGAGCCAAGGUCCAAAUAAAGGGGUUCAUGGUAACAGUUGGACAAGAGGAGGGAAAAACCUCUCGUUCUCUCAAACAGAGUCGGUGAACAUGAAAGUUCAUUCAGGAGAAACGACAGGGAUUAUCCAGUCACAGUACAUUUUAAUGAACGUAUGACAUUUCUACCUUUUUUUGAUUUUGUGGCAUAGAGAAAGUUAAGAUAUCAGACAGGGGAGGUGAUAUUAAUAACACUCUGAGUAAAAGAGGAUGUUUUUGGAUUUUCACCCUUAAGGUCUUAAUAUUGUGAAUUUGAAUAUGAAUUAUGCCCCUAUUUCAGAUUACUCCGAUUGUUUUUCUUGAAAUGUACCCAAUGAUUUAUCGAAACUAGCUCGGUAGGUCGAUGUCCUCGUUGUUGUGGUUUUACAGACAUGUUCAAUACGGCUUAUUUACACACUUUAUUCUAAUAUUUAUGAAAUGCAUAUUGUUAAAUUUGGUAGCACUUAUUUGUUUUUCCUUCCCCUCCAACCCCUUUCAAUGUGUGGAACGGAUGUGGGUGGGGCUAGAUUUACAUAAGGGUAAAAAAAAAAAAUGUAAACUCACAAAAGCUCUGACGAAGACCGUGAGGCUGAUACGUAAGCUUAUUAAAGAUCAGUGAUACUAUCAAGAGCAGUGUGCAAUCUAAAGUGUUACUAAAAUAAUAUACUGUACAAGGAAUUGUUUUUACUGGAUGUCCUGUAAAGCAAGGGCCCAUUUCUGAACUCUUGUUUCUUUAAAUUAGUUAUUUCCAUAUAUUUUUAAGAUGUGACUGUUUUACGCUAAACUGUACCAUUCCCACAGUUGCUCUUUUAACUGUAUAUUAUGUCUAUCAUAGUUCACAAAUUAGUAUAAUUUUGUAGUGAAGUGAAAUAAAUGGUACAUUUUAAAUAAAA